Molecule: messenger RNA, 798 nt
Organism: Anthostomella pinea
Lineage: Eukaryota; Fungi; Ascomycota; Sordariomycetes; Xylariales; Xylariaceae
Source: the annotation of a GenBank genome assembly
AUGAAGGUCGAGGUGGACAGACUGGCGUUGGAGCGCAAGUACGGUCAGGUACAGAAGGUGGUGGUCGAUGGGGACCUGCCCUUGCCCUUUUACUCGUAUGGGGACGGGGUGGGUGAGAACUAUUUUGAGGUACCUGUGUCUGUUGUGUUGCGGGCGGCCAUGGGCUCUUCUGGGAAGACGACUGCUUUUGUUACCAAGGUUGUCUUAGAACUCGAUCUCUUACAUGCGGCAGAGUGUGAGUUCUUCUCCAUUUGUGUGGUGAAGUCUGCGGGUUUUCCGUCUGUCUCGGUCGAUGUGACGAACGGUCACUUUCAGAUGGGGGUCGGUGGAGAGGACCCGGAUCAGAAGCGGGUGAUGAUGCGUAUUCAUCAUGAACGUGUGGCCACCUUGGCCGCUGGUGUGUUGUUGGCGCCUGCGCGGGAUGGGUCCCUGUUUGGGGCGGUGUUGUCUAAUCAUGGGUCGCCUUAUGUGAAGCGUUGCGAAGGGCGCAUCAACGGAGGCAAGGCACGGAUGCAUCAAGGCCGGGCUGCGUACGGACUACAACGAAAGGCUGGCAAUGCCUCGGUCUCGGAUACGCGGGUGAAGGACACCGUUCGCCUCUGCUGGACCAUGGAGAAGCAGGUGAUGGUAGGACCGGUGGGCAAUUAUGGGCUUGCGGAGUCCAUUGAAGACGAGUGUGUCUUAUUUUGUGGUGUACGGCCUGUAGUCGAGAUGGCGGGGAACAUGGGAUCAGGGAAGCCGCAGGAUACAUUUGGUAUUGUUCAGAAUGUGCGACUGUCCUUGCACGGGCGGUUUUAG